Messenger RNA from Meyerozyma guilliermondii ATCC 6260, 1071 nucleotides. RefSeq names its product Zn(II)2Cys6 transcription factor domain-containing protein. Gene Ontology annotation, molecular function: DNA-binding transcription activator activity, RNA polymerase II-specific; RNA polymerase II cis-regulatory region sequence-specific DNA binding; zinc ion binding. The record is from RefSeq and is a predicted model, not a curated record. Gene Ontology annotation, cellular component: nucleus. Lineage: Eukaryota; Fungi; Ascomycota; Pichiomycetes; Serinales; Debaryomycetaceae. Gene Ontology annotation, biological process: regulation of transcription by RNA polymerase II. Bases 1 to 1071 code for a protein of 356 amino acids. The transcript has a single exon.
AUGGAACAAGUCGUAAAAAGGGGUAGAACAAAGUUUUCGUGCACAAACUGCCGCGUGAGGAAGAAAAAAUGCAACCGUAGAUAUCCCUGUUCUUCUUGUAUAAAGCUGGGAACCGAAGCCACUUGUAUGUUCAAUGGCAAAAACACCUCGAUAUACUUGGCCACUUUGCCUCCCGGUGAAGUUUGUUCUGUGAGUGACGAAAAUUUGAAUGAGAAUUUUACCGGAAAGUUGACUGGAAACCUUACUGGUAUGGAACGAUUUCAACCAGAACUGGGUUUUGAACAGACAACAAGCCUAUCCCGAGCUUAUGGGGGUUAUCCCAAUACACUGAGAACUGAAGACUUCCAUUUCAACCUAGCAAAUGCCCUUCAUUCUGGUCCUGAUGACUAUGAAAUAAAACACGGAAACCAGUUUCGACAUGGCAUUUUGGUCUACUUGAUGAUGGCGAGAGCGGACCCUAUCACUGGGCUAAUGCAGAAUCACAUAUUAACCCAAAAAAAAGUGGUUUGGGACGAAAUUCCCAUGAGAAGUAGUAUGAUACCAAAAGCUCAGAUUGAAGAAUUGGAGCAGAAGGCCAGUAAUUACUUUAAAGAUUCUUAUAUUCAGCGACUAGGGCAUGAUUUCUCUCAUGACGACCUACUUGUGGCUCGUCAGAGAAUAUCUAUUUAUGGAGCUUCUGCGGGAAUAAUUUACAGUGCCCGUCCAGACUGGGUGAGCAGUUCAUUGCUACAGAUAAUUGAGUCUGAAAUUCCUGAUAAAAAUACCAUUUUGAGUUGCCUUGAUGUGUUCUUCUCAGACUGCAGCUUGGGCUCAUUUUUGGUUUUUGAAGACAGGUUUAGAGAGAAUAUUGAAAAAUUGAUUGAUGAAAAUGUUCUCACCACGAACGAAAACGGCUCGAAACUUUGUGUGAAUCUGAAAAAAAGACAUUGCAACCAUCACUACAUUGGUGGUUGUUUUGCGCCAUGUCUAUUUGCACCUUUUGAACUUGGGCGAAAACCAAAUACUUGCUUCAAAAUGCCGGAUUUCCAUCGACGCUAUCCAUGCUCUGGAAAGCCUAUUGCAGUGUCUUGA